AUGAGUGAGAAACGCGACAAUAAUAAGGAAGACGAAAGCGAUGAAGAAGAUCUGCGUCUGAACGCGAUGGUGGAAUCUGCUGCCGCGGCCGAUCAGAAACUUCAGCCGGUUCCGAAAGAAGAAGUCAACAAGUUGAUGGAGGUAAGUUAUAUUUUUUUUGAAUUAACUCGUUUUUUUCUGGUCUGUAAAUGUAUAAUUAUGUUAUUUUCAGCAAGCCAAGAAAUCACACGAAUUGGAAAAUAAACAGAAGAAGACAGCAGACUCUAACAACAAGAAGAAAGCUACAUGA
Messenger RNA from Bursaphelenchus okinawaensis, 289 nucleotides. The record is from the annotation of a GenBank genome assembly. NCBI's taxonomy places the organism in Eukaryota, Metazoa, Nematoda, Chromadorea, Rhabditida, Aphelenchoididae.